UAAAUACUGAGUGAAGUGGGACUCUUGUAUCUGAGGUGUGUGUUGCCAUCAGAUGGAACUUGACACCGGCGCGCACAGAGCGCGCAGAUCAGGUUAGAAACAUGCAUCGCAACAGAACAUCUCCAAAUCGCAUUCCACAUACUGAAAUCUAAUCCGGGGACAUCAGGAUGUGUGACAUAAUCCCCAAGACAUCUGAAAACUUUGCUCCUCCAUAACGGGGCUCCGGGGUGGUUUUGGGAGAGAUAUGUGGACCUCUUGUUAUUCACUGUUUGCUCUUGCGUGGAUCCAUAAAAGAGGGGGCGGACACUAACUGCCCCCAAACGUCAGAGCGCACUUAACUAUAAAUCUCUCCAAACCGCCCUCUGCGCCCGGUGCGGUGUUUAUGCGCAGCAGACAUCUGUCCAGCUCUCAGUCCAGUGUGAGGACAACGCGCGUGGACGCUGCACAACACUGUAGACACUACCUGACCUGGAAGGAAAUGGAGAAUAAAACCCCUCAUGUGUGCUGUUUACCGUGUCGACAUGUUGUGAAAUGUUGGCGAUGAUGACUUUGUAACGCGCGUGUGGAUUUAUCGGCGCUUGGACUGAUUUCAUUAAGAGCUUGUUGCACUCUGGAAAACCGAUAUUGUGCACAUUUUGCGCCUCGCUCAUGCACUGGAGACGCUGAUGUCUUCAUUGGUCUCCGCGCAGUCGGAGAUGGUGGAUCUCUCUCGGAUUUCCAACGUGGAAACGUAGCAUCUAAUUAAUCAGCGAGUGCAACUGUACCCCCGGCGAGGCGCAGUGGCCCUUGGUCUUCAACACCUACCUUUGGACUCCAAAGUGUGGAAAGGCGCAUGGUUUGGCCGCUGCGCUGAAUCGGAGUAUGAAAAGCGCAGCUGGUGCAGUAUUUCUGUUCCGUUUUCUGUGUGGACACGAACUGAAUCUCAGAAGCGCUUCACGAGUCGUGCCUGUGGAUUGUGGCCGUUAAUGAAACGAGUCACCGCAGCUGAGUCAGCUCGGGACACUCCACGAGACGCGUUUUCUGUUUGGAUUCUAACACCAACGGCCAAGCGUAUUUCAGGUCUGCAUGGGCCAUAUGUGAGCUCUCUUCAUAGGAACUGAGUCUAAGAUGAAGUUAUGGGAUGUUUUGGCCACGUGUUUGUUGCUCCUGAGCUCUGUUGCUACACGGCCUCUCUACCAAAACACUCACCCCGCCAAGAGGACUUACUUCCCCAGCAGCUACAGUGAUUCCGAGUCCCGGUCUGCGGAGGACAAAGAGCCAGCGUUCCAGCGUGAAGACCACAACCUGCAGGAGAUCUCGAUGGAGAGUCCAUAUGACACCACAGGUCUCUAUCCAGAGAAGUUUGACGACGUAAUGGAUUUUAUCGAGGCCACCAUCGGCAGACUCAGGAGAUCGUCAGAGCUCGACGGAGGCUCCAGGGGACGGAGGGAGCAGAGACAGAGGGGAGCGGCAAACACGGGAGGCCCCAGAGGCGAGGGGAGGGGACACGGGGACAGGAGGCGAGGUCGCGGGCGGGGGGGAAGCCGAGGCGGCAAAGGGGGCCGAGGCGAGCGAGGCAGGGAGAGGAUAACGGUGCAGAGUCGGGGCUGCUUGCUAAAGGAAGUCCAUCUCAACGUGACGGACUUGGGACUGGGCUACCAGACGAAAGAGGAGCUCAUCUUCCGGUACUGCAGCGGCCCCUGCGCCGAGGCGGAGACCAACUACGACAAGAUCCUGAACAACCUCACGCACAACAAGAAGCUGGACAAGGACACGCCCUCGCGCACCUGCUGUCGGCCGAUCGCGUUCGACGACGACCUGUCCUUCUUGGACGACAACGUGGUGUACCACACACUGAAAAAGCAUUCUGCACGGAAGUGUGGCUGCGUCUGAGGAAGACGCGCACGUCGGCGGACUAAGGAUGGUCUUUGCGAGUCGGUACAGCGCGGGGACGGAUCGCUGUGGGGGGGAAUGAGCUGGAAGCGGAGGUGUGUCUGCAGUCUUCAAACGACUGCACCGUUAGAACUGACCGGUCCAACUGAGUCAGACCCACUGACCAGUAUUCCCUCCAGUUUGCAGAAGAGUCAGUGCAGUUACACCAGGUUUGCUAACUGUGCUACACUUAAAAAAACAAAAAAAACACACAACGACGACUUUGGCUCGUUUUCCUUGAAGAACUUUGUUUUUCCCCCGACUGCAUAGCUGUCUCCUAAGACUGUGGACGACCACAGAGAUGUGAGGAGAACAUGCAGCUGCAGUCAAAAACCACUUCCACUGCAAAUCUGCGCUGUUGACAAGUACAUUUAUAACCAUGUGAUAAGAAAUACCACACCGGAGUACAGCAAAGACUUUCCGGUGCAACGCAUCUACAUAAAUUUCAAUCAUUUAUAUAUAGAUCUAUAUAUAUAUAUAUAUAUGUACACGUGUGUAUAAGAGGUAUAUUUAUUAAGAUGGAAUUUAACUUAUUGUUAUUUAUUUUAAUCCAUUUUAUGAAAGAAAUUGUCUUUUUCUUUUCGUUUUUUUUUUUCUCUCCCUUAUUUAUUUAAAAGCUUCAUUUUUCCUGGACGGUGCCAAAAAUGGAGCAAUUUCUCGUGCGAAAAUCUUACAAGGUGACCCACAACUGCUAAACACACACAAACACAUCAUAAUAAUAAUAAUAAUAAUAAUAAGAAUAAUGCUUAUUUGCUUCACUUGGGGUUCCAGGGUUUUCUCAAUUUCAUACGUGCAGACCCAUCAUCUAAAAUAUUAAGUAAAGGAGGGAGUAGAAACGCAGACAGAGCAGGGGACCAAUAGAAGAUUUUCAACUGAAGUGAGCUGUUGUUUUUGGGGGUAGUUUUUGUUUGUUUUUACUUUUCUCUUUUUUUGGGACAUUUCACCUCAUUUUCACCUUGCGUGUGUAUGCUACGUCGGCCGUUGCUCUUUCCUCACAUUUCCUGGUACCGGAUUCGUUCAACUAUGACAUUUUUACCAAAUGUUUACAAAGGAGGAGAAUGACUUAUGCUGCUCUGUACUUUUUAAGUUACUCAAACAAAUGAAUUGUACACAAAAAAGGAGCCCCCCCCCCCUACAUGUUUUUAAUUAAAAUCUAAAUGAGAGAGAAGCCGUCCGUCUGAAGAUCUGUAGGUGCCUUUCAGUCACGGAGUGCAGAAGCUGCUAGAAUACCUGCCUCUCAGCUUACAUUAUCCGAAACCUCACUCCGGGCCCUGAGCGAAGGCUUUGCAGUGGUGACUGUCCCAAUACUUUAAAGAUCACUGGACUUCCUGUGUUUGUAUCUCUGCUCUGACAGACGGGUCUUACACCCCCAAAAACAAGAAAAGUGAUCCGAAAAGUCAGUCUUAACCAAAUAUCCACGCGGGGCAAAGGCUGCUGUAAAUAUGCGAAGACUAGAUAGCAUCAGAGUCAUUUAUUCCCAAACUAUAGCAAAAAAAACCAAACACAUAAGGCUCUGCAGAAGCAUGUUGCUGUGCCCAUCGAUGCCCUUCGAGGGGAAUAAUUUUAAAGUGGAACAAAGAGCGCCCUUGGGGGGGUCUCGAUGUUAGCACGGAUUAGGGACCAAGGUAUCUGUGCCCACCCAGCAGCAAGCAAGCAAGCAAGCCAGCUUUACUGUGUAAUCUCCUGCAAACAGAACAAAUCCACUGCAUCAGGCUGAAUUUAGGCCAAAUACUACAGAGGGGGAGAAAAAAACUCGAGCUUUUAUCACAGCAUACCUCAUCAAUUGGAUCAUCUUCCCCUUUAACAACUGAUUUGCGUGUAAGCCUUUCCAGAUGAGAAUGUGCAGAUAGGAGA
Molecule: messenger RNA, 3765 nt
Organism: Solea solea (common sole)
Lineage: Eukaryota; Metazoa; Chordata; Actinopteri; Pleuronectiformes; Soleidae
Gene: gdnfa
Product: glial cell derived neurotrophic factor a
Exons: 3
Coding region: 1108-1872 (254 amino acids)
Biological process (GO): negative regulation of neuron apoptotic process; positive regulation of branching involved in ureteric bud morphogenesis; peripheral nervous system development
Molecular function (GO): receptor tyrosine kinase binding; growth factor activity; glial cell-derived neurotrophic factor receptor binding
Source: RefSeq, a predicted model, not a curated record